Molecule: messenger RNA, 492 nt
Organism: Arabis nemorensis
Lineage: Eukaryota; Viridiplantae; Streptophyta; Magnoliopsida; Brassicales; Brassicaceae
Source: the annotation of a GenBank genome assembly
AUGGCGAAUCUCCGAGGAGUCCUCCUCAACGUAUCUUCCUAUUGCCAACGUUCCUUCUCUCAAUCGCAUUCUUCAUCGGGGCUCUUAUGGCGAUCCGUGGUAAACCAUCCUAACAAUCUCAGUCAGAUUCAAUCUAGACUCAUCUCGACAACACCUAUCAAACCGAGAUCACCGUAUAGUGGUAGGGAGCAAGGUGUGAAGCGAAAUGGCGCGGAUCACAGACGUAGAUUGCUCGCGGCUAGAUUCGAGCUUAGAAGGAAGCUUUAUAAAGCGUUUUGUAAAGAUCCAGAUCUUCCUAGCGAUAUACGAGACAAGAAUCGGUAUAAGCUGUCUAAAUUGCCGAGAAACAGUGCAUUUGCGAGGAUUAGAAACCGAUGUGUGUUCACUGGUCGAUCUCGUUCAGUAACUGAGCUCUUUCGGAUGUCUCGAAUCUGUUUCCGUGGAUUAGCUAAUAAAGGUGCUUUGAUGGGCAUUCAGAAAUCGUCUUGGUAG